AGGUGCGACGGCAUUGAUUUCAUGCCAAAGCGUUCAUGGGUUUAUAGGGCCAGGGAACCAUGAAUGGGCAAAUGAGCAAGAGACUAAAGCCGAUAGAUAUCCUAUCAUCCGAGCCUCCGGGCCACUUCCAACAAAUACAACUCAGGCAUUCAUUCAGAGAUAGACCCCAAGUUGGAAGAGGCGACACAUGACCUUUUGGAGGAAACUGAGACGGGGGAGCUCACUGAUCGACGGCAGGAAUGCCCUAAUGCACCUCAAUCCACACCGAGUAGUAUGGACCCACCACAAACAAAAGGACUAUCAAGCUACAAACGCUCUCUCCACCUCGGAUUACAGGCAUUACUAAGAGAGACAUCAGCACCAGACACCCAGUCCUUUCAAGAUGCCGUGGCAUACUGUAGAGCAGUUAUCGACUCCCCACAAGACAGCCUACAGCGCUCAACCUCCUACUGGAACAGAUCCUGCUCCGAGAUCAACAGAACGCUACUAACUCGAUACGGACCACGAAUCAUCACAGCCGCACGCAACGGAGUCCAAGAUAUAAUCUGCGACCACUUUCACAACCACCGCCUGAGCUUACCACACGUGAACAAGAAAGCCAACUUCAAGCGCAACUACAAGAAUCUGAGUAUGGGCGGGCCGUUCCACCCCUCGUCGGAUCCGCUCGUAGUUGGCUGUUUCGAAUCAGGAGCCUUACCCUGUGCCCUAGCCAUGAGCGCAUGGCUCGCACCCGAAGCAGCCGUCAAAGCUGGCAUAAUAUCCAGCAUCUCCGUAUGCGACGACUACGGUGCGUUCGCUACCUUUAGUUACAAGACCCGUUUGCGCAUGGUUGCGAUAGCCCUAGGAUCAGCCUACGAGUUCGGCGACCAGGCCAUAAACGCCGUCGUAAACGGAAGCAUGCUCCAAUGCAUCGGCAGCGGGGUCCAGGUAACCCCCGAAGCAGCGAUUGCAUGGCGAGCCGUCGGCGGCUGCUCAUCGCCCUACAGCGGCUAUACAUUCGGCACCUACCCACUCGAAGCAGGCCUCGUGGCGCCCGAAGUCCUAACCGCAAUACACGACCUGCUGGACUGGAGAAGCGACAUUGCAGCAGGGAACCAUGAAAAUGGUGUUUCGGCCGUCUACGGGCUCGGGUUCACGGACCCUUUCCACACGUAUCUGGAAAAAGUGCUCCAACGGGCUGCAUUCCAUCCCGUGUCUGGGGCUUAUGCCAUUUCCGCGAUGGUGUAUAUACAUUUUACCGCAUCGCGGUAUGGGGCGUAUGAGUAUCGGGGUGAAAAUGGACAGCCAUGUCCUGUGUGUGUUGUGCUACUGCGGGACAUCACCGUCCAGUCGGGCCUGGUGUGGGCUCCGAAACAGCCUCCACGGGAUUUUGGCGAGGGGCGUAAGUUUCGGGAUCUAGGGGUGCGGUUGGUCGAAGACUUUGAAGAUCAUGGGCUUGUUCAGGAGGCUUUUCGCUGGUUUCAGUAUCUUGUGCUUACUGCUCAAAUCUGGGUGUUUGAUGCACUUAGGCCGAUUAGUGCGGUGGACGAUGCGGCUGAGUGGUGUUGAAGGGUAACUGCCGAGACCAGUCCAGUCUAGGCCUUAAAGACAGUAGGCUAAGGCCAUUGAUAAAUACUAACUGACUCUCUCACUAUGGCUGUAAUUUAUAUUUCAAAAGUGAUGUUGAUGCAGGGCUUCGGCUUUUGAAUGACUUAGGGCUUACAGCCUUGGCGCUCGGGUAGGAAAGUAUCACUGACCCUUGCAUUGUUAUUGUUGUGGCCAAUCCUUUAUAUGCAAGAUGUUACUAGCUAAAUUAUCUGUGGCAGAGUGGUGAAAUAAUUACGGGCUGUGAAGUUCAUUUAAUCCUUUGAGAGUAGUCCUGCAUUCGGUUGAGACGGUGCGCCUGACGGUGCGGACGGUAGUCCCUUGAAACCAAUAGUAGACGUGUGGUUUACAAUCACAGGAGAAAGAAUUAAAGAUGAUGGUAUGCUGAAAACCUACUUGGCAAUAAUAAGAU
This is a messenger RNA of Aspergillus alliaceus, 1996 nucleotides long. RefSeq lists its product as uncharacterized. The transcript has a single exon. Lineage: Eukaryota; Fungi; Ascomycota; Eurotiomycetes; Eurotiales; Aspergillaceae. Bases 274 to 1548 code for a protein of 424 amino acids. The record is from RefSeq and is a predicted model, not a curated record.